AUGCUUUGGAAUGCUGUGAUCUUUGGGCCAGAUGACACCCCUUGGGAUGGAGGCACGUUCAAGUUGACGCUUCAGUUCACAGAGGAUUAUCCUAAUAAACCACCUACUGUGCGUUUUGUUUCUCGGAUGUUUCAUCCAAACAUCUAUGCAGAUGGAAGUAUAUGCUUGGAUAUUUUACAAAAUCAGUGGAGUCCAAUUUACGAUGUGGCUGCUAUACUUACCUCAAUCCAGUCAUUGUUGUGUGAUCCAAACCCAAACUCUCCAGCAAAUUCUGAAGCUGCUAGAACAUCCCAGCUGGAAAAUAAACAGGAAUUGAACCUAGAGCAUAUCAAAGAAAACAUGAUAUAUGUUCCUGCCAACAACAGUGGAAAGCAAAUCAUAAGUCCAUCCCAAGCAUACCGUAUAUACAAAGAAGCUGGCAAGAAAUGGUUCCAGGGGACUGCUGAUGCUGUGAGGCAAUUUCUAUGGGUUUUUGAGAACGCCAAGACCAGAAUGUUGAGCAUAUAUUGA
Lathyrus oleraceus (garden pea) is the source of this 510-nucleotide messenger RNA. RefSeq names its product ubiquitin-conjugating enzyme E2 2-like. Lineage: Eukaryota; Viridiplantae; Streptophyta; Magnoliopsida; Fabales; Fabaceae. The transcript is spliced from 3 exons. Gene Ontology annotation, biological process: glycogen biosynthetic process. Gene Ontology annotation, molecular function: glucose-1-phosphate adenylyltransferase activity. The record is from RefSeq and is a predicted model, not a curated record. Bases 1 to 510 code for a protein of 169 amino acids.